Lactuca saligna is the source of this 1236-nucleotide messenger RNA. NCBI's taxonomy places the organism in Eukaryota, Viridiplantae, Streptophyta, Magnoliopsida, Asterales, Asteraceae. The record is from the annotation of a GenBank genome assembly.
AUGGACCAGAUUGAAUCCAACCCAACAAUCCCAGUCAGAGCUCUUCAAGAACAACUUCAAAAGGAUUAUCAAGUUGGAUUCUCUAUUCACAAGGUAUUCAAGGUCAAAUCAACUGCAAAAAAACUUGUCCAGGGUGAUUACAAAAAGCAAUAUGAUGUUCUUAGAGAUUACAUCAUGGAGUUGCAGUCUACUAAUCCAGAAACCACUGUGAAGUUAGAGUUUGAUUCAGAACCCAACCUAAGUGCUACCUCAAUAAGCUCAUAUGAUGUAGAAGCUUAUAAUUGGUUGAAGCAGAUUCCCCCACAACAUUGGGCAAGAAGCCACUUCACAGGCAGAGUAGUUUCAGAUAUGCUUCUGAAUAAUCUUUGUGAAGUUUUUAAUAGCAAAUUGAUUGAGGGAAGGGACAAGCCACUGAUAUCCUGCUUGGAGUACAUUAGGGAGUAUAUGAUGAAAAGAAUAUGUAAUUUCAUAAAGGUUCAAAAGAAGUGUGUUGGUCCACUAACCCCAUCUGCAACAAAGAUCAUGGAGAAGAAUGUGAAUUGGGCAUCUCAGUACACAGUUAGGUGGAAUGGGUCAGAUAAAUACCAAGUGCAAGGGCCAUGGCAGGAUCAACAUGUUGUUGAUAUGGUUGAAAGAGUAUGCAAUUGUAGGAAGUGGGAAUUAACAGGACUCCCUUGUAAGCAUGUCAUUGCAGUCCUAAAUGACAAAGCAGAUAAUGGUGAUGAAGUUGGAGAACUGCACACUUAUGCCCACAGGGUGCACUGGCUAGAAACAUGGAAAACAGCUUAUGUGUACAAGGUAGAGCCUAUUAAAGGUCGAGCAAUGUGGCCUAUAAGUGAAUGCCCAAUUAAAAUCACCCCUCCUAUACACAAAAAUCAGCCUGGAAGGCCAAAGAAAAAGAUGAGGCACUCUGCUGAGGAGAAAAGCCAGAAGAAGGGAGACAAUGUUGCUAGUGGUAGUGGGAGUCAAAGCAAUAUUGCUAGUAGGAGUGGAAAGCUUACAAGAAAGUUUAUCCAAGUAACCUGCAGCAAGUGUAAAAUUAAAGGGACAACGCUAGAACUUGCAAAGGCCAAGGGGGUAAGUGAUUGGAUUUCAAGGGAUUUUGAUGUUUGUAGGGGUAUAAGUGUCUUUUUGGGAUAAUGUUAUGUUAUGUGUAUUGUAUGUUUAGUACUUCUGUGUUUUGGGGUUUAACCCUUUUGGUUGUUACUUUUGUACUUGAUAGUGUACCCCUGUGAU